This is a messenger RNA of Harpegnathos saltator (Jerdon's jumping ant), 700 nucleotides long. RefSeq names its product 40S ribosomal protein S23. Gene Ontology annotation, molecular function: structural constituent of ribosome. The transcript has 3 exons. Gene Ontology annotation, biological process: translation. NCBI's taxonomy places the organism in Eukaryota, Metazoa, Arthropoda, Insecta, Hymenoptera, Formicidae. Gene Ontology annotation, cellular component: small ribosomal subunit; ribosome. The record is from RefSeq and is a predicted model, not a curated record. Bases 243 to 674 code for a protein of 143 amino acids.
CCAUAGCGUGAGCCAUUUGGGUGCGUUCAGCGAAAAAAACCGCUCAAUGAGCGAUUAGUGGCUAUUGGUCCUUACUGUUAGAUCCUUACAUUCAGACCAAUAACGUUGACGAAUUAUUCAACAGUUGUUCAACCGUUGAAUGUCGUGAACCCAUUCUUUUCCAAAGAAGUGUGUUCUUCCGCUUUUCUUCCGUAGAGCAUUUAACUCAAUUUUUUCGACAUUUGUGAAGCAAUUCAAAUAAUAUGGGUAAGCCUAGGGGUCUUCGCACUGCUCGCAAGCACGUCAAUCACAGACGCGAACAGCGAUGGAACGAUAAGGAUUACAAAAAGGCACAUUUAGGAACCAGAUGGAAGGCCAAUCCCUUCGGUGGUGCCUCUCAUGCAAAAGGCAUCGUCUUGGAAAAAGUAGGAGUAGAAGCUAAACAACCAAAUUCAGCUAUUCGCAAGUGUGUCAGGGUGCAAUUAAUAAAAAAUGGGAAGAAGAUCACUGCUUUUGUACCAAGAGACGGCUGUCUUAAUAACAUCGAGGAGAACGAUGAAGUUUUGGUAGCGGGUUUUGGCCGUAAAGGACACGCCGUUGGUGAUAUACCAGGAGUACGAUUUAAGGUUGUAAAAGUAGCAAACGUAUCCUUGUUGGCACUCUAUAAAGAGAAAAAGGAGAGGCCCAGGUCUUAAAUCGUGAAAUUCUGAUAUAUUUAUAU